AAAACAAGAGAGCAGGUGGCAAUUAGAAAGCUCCAAUAGUUCCUUCAUCAUUUUCUCUUGGAUUGCCUCGGCCUCAUCUUUUGGAGUUCAGCAUCUAACAAUUUCGAUUCUGGGUCUGCGAUGUUUGGCUGUCUUAUCUUCAUGAUGGUGAUGGUUUUCGUUCGAGCUUCAUCAUGCCUUUUGCAACUAUGAGAAACUAUGAGAAGAUCUAGUCAACUUGAAGGACGGACCACCAGACCUAAUUUCUCUGAUCUUUACGGGAAGAAAAGCUAUCAAGCACCUUGUUAACUCAAGAUAAGCUCAGCAGGUUCAUAGAGAAAAAAAUGGCCGCUGAAGAUAAAAACCUAGUAGAAAUUCUGGAAGACCUUAAUCCGAUAGAUGUUGCUAAAUAUAUGAAUUAUGUCAGUGCCCCUCAAGCUGGAGCUAUAGCUACUUUCUCAGGCACAACACGUGAUACCUUUGAAGGCAAAACCGUCAUCGAGUUGAGAUAUGAAGCAUAUGUACCAAUGGCGAUUCGAUGUCUAAAGUCUCUUUGUUCCUCUGCUAGAGCAUCCUGGAACCUGCACUCCAUUGCUGUUGCUCAUCGUCUAGGCACAGUUCCUGUGGGAGAAACAAGUGUGUUCAUUGCAGUUUCUGCCGUCCACAGAGAUGAUGCACUGGAGGCUUGUAGGUUUCUCAUAGAUGAGCUCAAGGCAACAGUGCCUAUUUGGAAGAAGGAGGUUUACUCUAAUGGUGAAGUUUGGAAGGAGAAUUCUGAGUUCUUGGAGAGGAGGUCUGAUCUUCGUAAAGAUGAAGAUUUUCGUGGGAAAGUGACAGAAAUGAAGGAACACAAUAGGAAGCACUGUUGCAGGCCCAAGGUUCAGGUGAAGGAUGAAGGUAACUGAAAAAUAAUGUCAGUCUCUGGGAUCAAAGAUAUGUUGUAUGAGAGACGUUCUGUCUAUUUUUUUCCAAAAAAAAAAAAAAGAAUAUUCAAAUAAUACAAGUGGAUGAUUGUAAUUCUAUACU
Messenger RNA from Neltuma alba, 1005 nucleotides. Its product is annotated as molybdopterin synthase catalytic subunit. NCBI's taxonomy places the organism in Eukaryota, Viridiplantae, Streptophyta, Magnoliopsida, Fabales, Fabaceae. The record is from RefSeq and is a predicted model, not a curated record. Gene Ontology annotation, molecular function: molybdopterin synthase activity. The transcript is spliced from 2 exons. Gene Ontology annotation, cellular component: molybdopterin synthase complex; cytosol. Bases 324 to 884 code for a protein of 186 amino acids. Gene Ontology annotation, biological process: Mo-molybdopterin cofactor biosynthetic process.